AUGGGAGAGCCUUUCCUAAGCCUAGGAGCAUAUGGAUCCAUUGCCAGGAGAAACACAAGGCUUGGAUGCCCAAUACCCACUGAACAGCCUCAGUGUGCUAGGAGGACAAAGGGUGCCAGGGUAUGGCUGCAGGAGCAGGACCAGCUGCAGCCAUGCACUGUUGGCUUGUGUGCCAAUGGAAAUGUUCUCUUCACCUCAGAUUAUGGCAUGGUGUUCCAGUACCCCAAAGCCACCCUGUCCAGAGAAAAGGUCUUACCCAUGCACCAGACCAGCAUUGAUGGGGUGGAAGACAUGUCCAUGCUGGGAGAUCUGCAUGAAGCUGCCAUCCUGCUUAACCUUCACCAGCGCUACCAGCAGGGUAACAUCUAUACAAACAUUGGCUCCAUCCUGGCAUCAGUAAAUCCCUACAGAGCCAUCCCUGGUCUGUACGGUGUGGAUGCCAUGGAGCUGUACAGACAGCACCGCCUGGGUGAGCUGCCUCCCCACAUCUUCGCCACCGCUAACGAGUGCUACUGCUGCUUGUGGAAGCGUCAUGACAGCCAGUGUGUUCUCAUCAGUGGAGAAAGUGGAGCCGGAAAGACUGAGAGCACCAAGUUGCUCCUGAAAUUCCUGUCAUCCAUGAGCCAGACCUCCCUUGGGGCCCCUGUGUCUGAGAAGAGCACUCAUGUGGAAGAAGCCAUCCUGGAAAGCAGCCCCAUUCUGGAGGCCUUUGGAAAUGCCAAGACAGUUUAUAACAACAACUCCAGCCGCUUUGGCAAGUUCAUCCAGCUGCACUUCUCUCAACAUGGGCACAUCCAGGGAGGCCGAGUCACUGAUUAUUUACUGGAAAAGAACAGGGUGGUACAUCAGAACCCUGGGGAGCGGAAUUACCACAUCUUUUAUGCUCUGCUAGCUGGUGUGAGCGGGGAGGAGAAAGAGAGCCUCUCCCUGUGUGAGCCAGAGACUUAUCGCUACUUGAACCAGUCUGGCUGUGUGACUGAUGAGAACCUGAAUGAUGUAGAGAUGUUCAGGAAGGUCAUGACUGCCAUGAAGGUGGUGGACUUCAGCACUGAAGAAAUCAGAGACAUCUUCAAACUUCUUUCUGGCACACUUCAUUUGGGAAAUGUUGAAUUCAUGACAGCUGGUGGGGCCCAGAUUACAACAAAAGCAGUUCUGAAUGUUGCCAGUGACCUCCUGGGCUUGGACGCCUUUCAGCUCUCUGAAGUGCUGACACAGAGGUCCAUGAUUCUGCGUGGGGAAGAGAUCAGCUCCCCUCUCACUGUGGAGCAGGCAGCUGACUCCAGGGACUCCCUCUCUAUGGCACUCUAUUCCCAGUGUUUUUCAUGGCUCAUUAGCAAGAUUAAUACAAAGAUCAAAGGCAAGGAAAACUUUAAGUCUGUGGGCAUCCUGGAUAUCUUUGGCUUCGAGAACUUUCAGGUGAAUCGUUUUGAGCAGUUUAACAUUAACUAUGCAAAUGAGAAACUCCAGGAAUAUUUCAACAAACACAUCUUCUCCUUGGAGCAGCUGGAGUACAACAGGGAAGGGAUAAGCUGGGAAGCCAUUGACUGGAUGGAUAAUGCAGAGUGCCUGGACCUUAUUGAGAAGAAACUAGGUCUACUGGCUUUGGUGAAUGAAGAGAGUCGAUUCCCCAAAGGCACAGACAACACCCUUCUGGAAAAACUUCACAGCCAGCAUAUGAGCAACCCCUACUAUGUGAAGCCUCGGGUGACAGACCAUCAGUUUGGCAUAAGACAUUACGCAGGGGAGGUGCUGUAUGAUGUGAGAGGCUUUCUGGAGAAGAACAGAGACACCUUUCGUGAUGACAUUUUAAACAUGUUGAAAGACAGCAGGCUGGACUUCAUCUAUGACCUUUUUGAAAGGGUCUGCAGUCGUUGCAGUGAAGAGACACUGAAGAUGGGCACCCAGAGGCGCAGACCGACUGUCAGUUCCCAGUUCAGGGAUUCUCUCCAUUCCCUGAUGGCCACGCUCAGUACUUCCAACCCAUUUUUCAUCCGCUGCAUCAAACCAAAUACAGAAAAGGCGCCGAACCUCUUCAAUCCAGAUGUGGUGCUGAAUCAGCUCCGCUACUCAGGGAUGCUGGAGACAGUGAAGGUUCGGAGAGCGGGUUUCCCUGUACGGCGCCUUUUCCAGGACUUCCUCAGCAGGUACAAGAUGCUUGUGAAGGGGCCAAGCCUCUCAGACAACAGCAAAGCUGUAUGUGCAGGUUUUCUUCAGACCUAUGACAGCAGCAAGAAAGAAUGGCAGCUGGGUAAAACCAAGGUUUUCCUGAAGGAAGCUCUUGAGCAGAAGCUGGAGAAGGAUCGGGAAGAGGAGUUGAGGAAAGCAGCUAUAGUCAUCCGGGCCCACGUCUUGGGCUACAUGGCAAGGAAGAAGUAUCAGAAGGUGCUAUCCAGUGUUGUAAUAAUCCAAAAGAACUACCGAGCAUACUUCUGGAAGAAGAGCCUGCAGCGCCUGAAGGCCUCUGCGGUGACCCUGCAGAAGCACUGGCGUGGCCGCCUGGCUCGCAGCCUCUACCAGCACCUGCUGCAGCAGGAGCUGCGGCGCCGGCAGGAAGCCGAGGAGAGGAGGAGGCAGGAGGAGGAAGAGCAGAUCAGAAGAGAGGAAGAGGAAAGACAAUGGCAAGAAGAGGAGGAGCGUAGGAGGAAACAGGAAGAGGAAGAGGUGAAGGAAAGAGAAAAGGAGCAACUGAAUGCGCUAUUGCAGGUGGCCCAGGUGGAAACAGUAAACACUGAGGAGGUGGAUAUUCCCCUGCAAGAAGAAGAGAGACGUCAGAUGGAGGAGAUCUUAAGACUGGAGAAGGAGAUUGAAAAGUUGCAGCAACAGAAAGAGGAUCACAUGUCUGUCAUCUCUGAAGACACCAGGAAUGAAAUCUGUCGGCAGCGAGAAGAAGAGAUACAGAGGUUGGAAAAAGAGGCAUCAAGGGUUGCCCAGGAAUUCUUGGAGCUGCUGGAUUUUGGCAAUCUGGAUGAAAGUGUGCAGAACUUAGAGCGCUCACUUUCUAGUGAGGGGACACUCAACAUUGACUGCAGCCUGGUGGCACCUCUGGCUGAAGAAGAGGUGGAUGAGGGUUUUCAUGCCGAUGAUGAAGGACGCCCAACUUCCAGUUUGGUGGUCUCAAAUCAGCAUGGCACGAGAAAUAGUGGUAACUACUCAAAGGAAGUUGCAAACACAAGCCUUUUGCUUCUCCAGAGGGAAAUGGGAGAGGUUGCCCCUGCUCCAGGGCUGCCUGUGGAAAGAACCACUAGUCCCAAGGAGCAGAGAGCCCUGUCUGACCCAGCAGAAAGCGUUUACAGCAGUGUCUCUGAUACACAGAGGAGUAACAGUGGAGAGGCAGGAGAGCCCAUUUACACCUCCCCCCCUGAUGUGGAGUCUGACUAUGACCAUGAGGAGUUUGAUGGCUAUGGAGAUGCAGGUAACGCCUCAGCUGAGCCUCUGAAUGAUGAGGAGGGUCUGAGGCACUCCCAUGGUACCAGCCUGGACUCCAACCGUGGCAGCCUGGACUCGUUUCUGGAGAGUGAGGAGGAAGUGGAUGUUUACAUUGAUACAGAUGAAGAGUUUUGUAAUGGACGAAUCACUAUCUUCAAUGGUUCAGGUCCGCCCUAUUUUCACAGUUACCUCUACAUGAAAGGAGGUCUCAUGAACCCAUGGCGGCGGCGCUGGUGUGUCCUGAAGAACGAGGCCUUCAUGUGGUUCCGCACCAAGCAGGAGGCCCUCAAGUCAGGCUGGCUCUACAAAAAAGGCGGAGGAAUGUCAACCCUGUCACGCCGCAACUGGAAACGCCGCUGGUUUGUGCUUCGGGAGUCCAAGCUGAUGUACUUCGAGAAUGAUAGUGAGGAGAAGCUGAAGGGGACUAUUGAUAUCAGAAGGGCAAAAGAGAUUGUGGAUAUUCAUGAAAAGGAGAAUGCCUUGGACAUUGUGACAGAAGACCGAGUUUACCACAUUGUUGCAGAGUCACCAGAAGAUGCCAGCGGUUGGUUUAAUGUUCUGAGCCGAGUGCACAGCGCUACAGCACAGCAGCUGAGGGAAAUGCAGGAUGAGCAGGCCAAUCCAAAGAAUGCUGUGGGAACCCUGGAUGUUGGGCUUAUUGACUCUGUCUGUGCUUCAGACAAUCCUGAUAGACCGAAUUCUUUUGUGAUCAUCACGGCCAAUCGUGUGAUUCACUGCAACAGCGACACUCCUGAGGAAAUGCAUCACUGGAUCUCCCUGCUGCAGAAACCCAAAGGCGAAUCCAAGGUGGAUGGCCAGGAGUUCCUUGUGAGAGGCUGGCUUCAUAAGGAGGUUCAGAGCAGCAACAAGAUGUCCUCCCUGAAGAUGAAGAAGCGCUGGUUUGUCCUGACCAACACUGCCCUUGACUACUACAAGUCCUCUGAGCGCACAGCGGCCAAGCUCGGGACGCUUGUGCUCAACAGCCUCUGCUCUGUGGUGCAGCCCGAUGAGAGGGUCUUCAAAGACACAGGCUACUGGAACAUCAUCGUGCAUGGGAGGAAGCACUCCUACAGACUGUACACCAAGCUGCUGAACGAAGCCAUGCGCUGGGCCUCUGCCAUCCAGGGGGUCAUCGACACCAAAGUGCCCAUAGAAACACCCACACAGCAGCUCAUUCGUGACAUCAGGGAAAACAGCACAAACUUUGAAGUAGUGGAACAGACGUAUAGGAGGAACCCAAUCUUGAGAUACACACAGCACCCCUUGCAUUCCCCACUGCUCCCAUUACCCUAUGGGGAUGUCAGUGUCAACUUGCAACAAGAGAAGGGUUACAGCAGCUUACAGGAUGAAGCAGUGAAGAUCUUUAACUCCCUUCAGGAAAUCGAGACAGUGUCUGACCCCAUACCCAUUAUCCAAGGCAUCCUGCAGACCUGCCAUGAUUUGAAGCCCCUCCGUGAUGAAGUGUACUGUCAGCUCAUCAAGCAAACCAACCACAUGCCACAUCCCAACAGUGCUGGCAACCUGCACCACUGGCAGCUGAUGACCUGUAUGAGCUGCACUUUCCUGCCCAGCAGAGGGAUCCUGCGCUACCUCAAGUUCCACCUCCGAAGGGUAAAAGAUCUCUUUCCAGACACAGAAAUAGAUAGGUAUGCACAGUUCAUAAGUGAUUCCCUGAAGAGAACAAAGACAAGGGAGUUUGUGCCCUCCCAGGAGGAAAUACAGGCUCUUCUUACCCGUGAGGAAAUGACCACGACAGUGUAUUGCCAUGGUGGUGGCUCCUGCAAAAUAACCAUCAACUCCCACACCAGCGCUGGGGAGGUGGUUGAGAAGCUGAUCCGAGGCCUGGCGAUGGAGGACAGCCGGAAUAUGUUCGCGCUCUUUGAACACAACCAGCAGGUUGACCGUGCUGUGGAGAGUCGGGUGAUUGUGGCUGAUAUCUUGGCCAAGUUUGAGAGACUUGCUGGCUCUGAAGAAGAAGAGGAGGAAGGACAGUGGCAACUGUAUUUUAAGCUUUAUUGCUUCUUGGAUAUUGAGAAUGUUCCCAAAGAUGGUGUGGAAUUUGCCUUCAUGUUUGAGCAGGCUCACGAAAGCCUCAUAGCCGGUCACUUUCCUGGGCCAGAGGACACUCUGCAGCGUCUGGCAGCUCUGCGGCUGCAGUACCUUCAUGGAGAUUAUUCCAAAAUAAGCUGGACCCUUGAUGGAAUCUACCCAGUUAACAGGCUGAAAUCCAAAAUACUGCACUCAACAAAGAGCAGCAGCAGUACCAGUCACACUCUGGAGAGGAGACGGACCAGCUUCCUUGAAGGGACAUUGAAGCGUAGCUUCAAGACAGGGUCUGUAAAGAAGCAGAAGGUAGAAGAGGAGCAGAUGAUGGAGAUGUGGGUAAAAGAAGAGCUUUCAGCUGCUCGGGCAAGCAUAGCUCAAAAAUGGACCAAGCUGCAGGGGCUCUCUCAGCAUCAGGCCAUGGUGAAAUACAUGUCCAUUGUAAAGGAGUGGCCAGGUUAUGGGUCAACCCUCUUUGAUGUUGAGUGCAAGGAGGGUGGAUUCCCCAAUGAUCUCUGGCUUGGCGUCAGCACAGAGAAUGUGUCUGUCUACAAACGAGGGGAUCCUAAACCACUAGAAACUUUCCAGUAUGAGCACAUUGUUUUCUUUGGAGCACCACAGCCCAACACCUUCAAAAUUACAGUGGAUGAGAGAGAAAUGUUCUUUGAAACCUCCCAGGUGGGUGAGAUAAUAAAGAUCAUGAAAGCAUACAUCAACAUGAUCGUGAAGAAACGCUGCAGUGUCAAAUCAGCCACCAGCGUGGACAGUCAUGCAAGCAUCUGGACUAGGUGAUACGGAUGAACUGGCACUAGUUUAGUCAUGGGUAUCUGCAACUUGCCAGCACAAGUGUAGCAAAGAUGUUUUUUAAGAAUUCAACUGACUACUGUAUUUAAAACCUGAAGUGACAUCUACAGUACCAUAGGAUUUGCACCUCUGCCCAAAGACAUUAAACAGUUACAACUGUUGUGAAAUACUAAUGGCCCAAAACUUGUUUUCCCCUUGAUUGUUUGAUGAACAAUGUACCUUAAAGAAGCAAAGUCAGAAGCAUCUUCCUCCUCCGUGUCCUCUCUGCUGCUUUCACUAUCACCUGUCAUACUGGCAGAAAAAUUUACAAGGAUCAUUUCUGCAGGACAGGAGACAGACUUAAGCUUCCUUAAGAAUUUUGAACAUGCAGACAUCUGGGAUCAUGUGAUCACAGCAUGGUCUGCUGAAAGAAUAUUUAUUUAUUUUGCAAACAAAUCUAAAAUAUAAAUCA
Molecule: messenger RNA, 6724 nt
Organism: Agelaius phoeniceus (red-winged blackbird)
Lineage: Eukaryota; Metazoa; Chordata; Aves; Passeriformes; Icteridae
Source: RefSeq, a predicted model, not a curated record